UUGCUGUCACAUAUUUGAUUUGUAACAUGUGGCCAUCUUAAUUUUAUUUGUAUUAUUAGCUUUGGAAACGUUGCGGUAGAAGAUGCAAUUUAGGGAUUUAUUUCGUUGUAAUUUAACACAAAUCUAAGCGAAUGUAACAAUUUAUUUAUAUUUAAUUGUAAGACAUUAGAAUACACGAAAAUGGCGAGCAAGUUUCAACAAAACAGUAAUAUCGCCGCUCAAAAUCAGCUGGCGCAUUGGUUGAAUGAGACCGGUAUGUCAGAUGGGCAUAAGAAAGCUGACUUACUUCGGAAAUCCAUUGAGCUACUGCUGCAUCAGUGUUCUCACAUGCUGCCCACACACUUGGAGAAUGUGCUUAGCUACGUCAGUGAUAAAUCAACUGAUAUAAAGAAGCAGGUGGUUGGGUUUAUAGAGGAAUUAAGCAAAAACCAUCCACAAUUUCUUCCAAAAAUCAUCAGCCAACUCCGGCUCUUGGUGCUGGACAGUGUGAUAGCUGUUCAGAAGAGAGCCAUCCAGGCAGCCAGUAUUGUUUAUAGAAAUACACUAUUAUGGAUUUGCAAAGAGAAUGGAGAGUUGUCCGAGCUGCAGUUUGUUUGGGACAACCUUAAGGAGUUGAAGUUAUUAGUGCUAAACAUGAUAGAUAGUGACAAUGAGGGUAUCCGUACACACUCAAUAAAGUUCCUGGAGGAGGUGGUGCUAUUACAGAGCCCCAGUGGCUCUGGUGAGGAAGACUUCUGCCUCGACAACCUGCCGAGCCACCUGCCUUUCAUAAACAGACAUGCACUUGAAGAGGAGUCUGAACAUAUCUUUCAGCUACUAGUGAAAUUCCACAACUCCCAACACAUAUCUAGCGUAAACUUGAUGGCUUGUAUGACCACACUAUGCUUACUUGCAAAAUUCAGACCCAAAUACAUGCCCAGAGUCAUACAAGCGUUGGGUGACCUCCACACCACCCUGCCUCCAACUUUAUCACAAUCUCAAGUAAACUCAGUGAGGAAACAGUUGAAAAUGUUAAUCGUCAACUUAAUAAGACAUCCUUCUUCAGCGGAUAUGAUUCCCCAGUUAACUCAAUUGCUAGCUGAUAUUGGUAUGUCAGCCCAAGAGAUCAACAAACUCGUGCCCAAAGACAGAAGGUACAAGAGAGUUGGUGACGUCAAGAAUGGUGACACUCCUGCUAAGAGGUUGAGGAUUGACUCUCCGCAUAGUAAUAGCCAGGGAAGCGACAGUAAUAGUCGAAGUGACUUUACCUUGUUUGACGAUGACAGCAGUCAAGGAGCUUCCAAGUCAGCUCCAAUAGUCACUGAAGACACUAUUUUCGAAGGCCUAAACAAUGUUGAUAACGUAGUCAAUCUUGUAAUGUCGACUUUAUUGAACUGUUUACCGACCGAAAUGCCAAGCAAUUUCGCGAGCCUUUACAAUCCGAUACCCAACUCAGGCACCAAGGUCCAAAAGCGUCAUCUAGCUAAACUAACGUAUGCUCUGAUCAAAAACGAGCCCGAGGUGCCGCCACAACCGCUGCUGUCUGACAUUGCGGCAAAAAUACCUUUGCUAAGAGAAGAAGAAGAGAAAAUAACCCUUAAGAACGCUGUAGCUAAGUUACAAGAAUCAACAAAAGCAGAAAGGCAGAAGGAAAAUGCAGUCUCCAAGCUUAUGGAGGAGACUAGGCAGGAAUAUCUUAAAGACGAAGAAAGACGCAAUAAAGACAAAGAGAAACCGUCGGUGCCACCAACUCCCACCAUUCCGAAGUUAAAACAGAAAGUCAAGUUCCUUAAAUUGCAGGAAAUAACACGUCCGAUACCAAAAGAUAUAAAAGAGAAGCUUAUGCUGCAAGCAGUGGAAAGGAUCUUGGGAGCGGAGAAAGAAGCGGCUAUAGGGGGUGCGUCGCAAAUCCGGGCUAAACUCAUAACAAUAUUCGCAUCAAGUUACACGCCAGAGAUACGGGAAUUGAUACUAAAUUACAUACUAGACGAUCCUGUUAAUAGAAUUGAUUUAGCUCUUUCGUGGCUAUACGAAGAGUAUGCUUUGAUGCAAGGUUUUAAUCGUCACCCUGUCACCCUACAGCCAAAAAUGCAUGAAAAACACGACCAGAACUAUAACCAAUUACUUUGUGCUUUGAUUACUCAAAUAGCAGAAAGGGGGGAUCCUAUUAUGGAAGCAAGCAAAGACUUGCUACUGAGAAAGGUGUAUUCUGAGUGCCCAGUAGUUACUGAAGAGGCAGUGGAUUAUCUGAAGCAUUUGGUCACUGAAGAUAAAGUGGCGAUGUUGGCAUUGGAACUGCUUGAAGAGUUGUGUAUUAUGAGGCCGCCGCGUGCGCAUAAAUAUGUCACGUCACUCCUGUGUCAUGUGUUAAGCGAGAACGAAGAAAUCCGCGAGUUUGCGUUGAAGGCCUCCGUAAAGAUAUACAAGCGGGGCACGGAGUCCGUCCGCCGAGUGAUUGAGAAGCAAGCGCUGUUGUACCUCGGUUUUAUGUCUCUGCCGAUCCCCCCGACCGAGGUGAUGCCGCGGCACACCCGCGUGUGGAACGAUGACGCUUACAAACUUUGUCUGAAUCUAACUAUGGCGCUGUUCCCGGAGAAUGAAGAGCUGAUAGUGGAAGUGGGUCGCGUGUACGGCGCGGCGGGCGCGGAGGCCAAGCGCGUCGUGCUGCGCGCCAUCGAGGGGCCGCUGCGGGCGGCGCAGUGGCCGCAGGGGACCCAGGGGCCGCAGGGGACCCAGGGGACCCAGCCCGGGGGCCUGCACCCCGCCUGCCGCGCGCUGCUGCAGCACUGCCCGCGCGGCGCCGAGACCCUGCUCACGCGACUCGUGCACAUACUCACGGAGAAAGCGCCGCCGUCCCCGGAGCUGGUGUCCCGCGUGCGUGAGCUGUACGCCACGCGCGUGUCCGACGUCAGGUUCCUCAUACCGGUCCUCACGGGACUCACCAAGAAGGAGAUACUGGCGGCUCUGCCGAAACUGAUAAAGCUCAACCCAGUGGUCGUCAAGGAAGUGUUCAACAAGUUGCUCGGCUUGCAGAAUAUGCACGAAGAACGGUCACCAGUCUCACCGACGGAUUUGCUGGUCGCGUUGCACCUCAUCGACCCUGGCACUGCGGACCUCAAGUACAUCAUCAAGGCUACUGCAAUGUGCUUCGCUGAAAAACAGACUUAUACGCAGGACGUACUGUCAGCAGUCUUGCAGCGGCUGUGCGAAGAGCCCGAGAUCCCGGUGCUGAUGAUGCGGACGGUACUGCAAGCUCUUACACUCUAUCCCAGCAUGGCACCACUCGUUUUGAAUAUACUGCAGUUGCUUAUUGAGAAAGAGGUGUGGCAGAACAAGGUGGCGUGGGAGGGCUGGGUGAAGUGCUGCGUGAGGCUGCUGCCGGCGGCCGUGAGCGGCGUCGCGCGCCUGCCGCCCGCCGCGCUCGGCGCCGUGCGCGCCGCGCCUGCGCUGUGCGCCGCGCUGCGCCCGCACAUCGCGCUCUCCCCAGCCGCCGCACCUCGCGCACGCGCUCGCACACCUCACGCCUGAACAACAAUAUGCGUCCCCGACUCCUGGUUCGAUGCCAGUUCCGGCGCCAGUUCCAGCUCCCAAUCCUGUGGAACCGCUUCCCCCAGGAAUGGAAUGAUCAACCUCAGACAUUCUUUUAACCGAUACUUACUUUAAAUGUUUUUAUAUGAAAUUAAUGUAUAUUUUUUGCUUAUUCCGGGUAUUCUGAAGCCAUGUGGUAGACCCUACUUUCAAUAAAAUCACCUCUGCGUCGUAUCGAAUUGAACUAUCUUACUUAUAAACUUGUCUUAGCGUUAAGAGGUGGCUAAGAAUUGCUUAAAUAGCUGUCAAAAAUCACCGGUUUCCUACUUUAAACCUUAUUAAGAGGCAAGAUUGCCGGUUUUGACUUCAGCUGAUUUAGUAAAUUUGUGUUUUAACUAAGCAUAGCUUUGAUAAUUUUCUAUAAGUAAGACUGUAUAAGUUUAUUAAUUGAAUGGGGUUUUUGAUAAAUGCUUGUCGCAGGAUACCUGGCUUAAUUUAAAAACAUAACAUUGCUGAAGUAAACUUCUGUUUUCUGGUUAGUAAAAUUUAAAUGUAAGAUUACUUCAAUUAUCACAGACUUGAUGUUUAUUAGUAAUUCAAAUAUAUGAUUUGUCGAAACUUAAGAUAUGAUUAUGAUUUAUUUAGCACAUGUAAAAAUAUUAAAAAAAAUAUAUGUUCUUGCGCACUUCACUGCGCUUGUCACUGUGACAAAAGAUGUCUCAUAACGGCCAGUAACUACGCUGGAUACAAUGUCCUUUAAACCGGAACACAAUAGAGCAUACGUUAUUGAUUGUGAGUAAAAGUACGCACUUCUCGACUACACCCGUAUACUGCGAAAAACGUUGGUGGGCAAGGUACGCUAUCUCCAUAGACAAGUUUGAUGUUAACCGCUUGUAUAAUCGAGAGCUGCAAUUCCUGAUGUUUUACUAAUAGAUUUUCGUUUUAAAUAUUGUUACUGGCAAAAGGAAUUCGUUUAUUAAUAGAGGUCGUGUUUAUGGCAACGUUUAAUUUUUUUUUACUUUUUGUAGCACCCUGUAGUUAACACUGCCUUGUGGUCAGCCUAGAUGUAGGUCGUCGAAGACCUGGGUUUAAUUUAAUGUCGAGGUGAAUAUUUACAAAUAGUAUUCAUUCUAAAAACAUUUGACAUGUAAAGUGAUACCUCUAAAAUAGAUUUAGGUUGAUCCCCCAUUAUAAUAAUAUAUAAAACAGAACGAAUGAAAGAAACACUCAUGCCAUCGGGGUGUCGUGUGGCCACUUAUUUUUCUGGUUGUCUUCAAUGUAUUGUUAAGUUUCAUUAUACAAAUAGUUCUUGUAAAUACAGUCGAUUUAUGUGUAUUAACUAUAUUAGAUUGAAAUAAAAAUUCGCGAAACGUA
Molecule: messenger RNA, 4881 nt
Organism: Manduca sexta (tobacco hornworm)
Lineage: Eukaryota; Metazoa; Arthropoda; Insecta; Lepidoptera; Sphingidae
Gene: Sym
Product: symplekin
Exons: 13
Coding region: 181-3507 (1108 amino acids)
Cellular component (GO): mRNA cleavage and polyadenylation specificity factor complex
Source: RefSeq, a predicted model, not a curated record